Molecule: messenger RNA, 2286 nt
Organism: Histoplasma capsulatum G186AR
Lineage: Eukaryota; Fungi; Ascomycota; Eurotiomycetes; Onygenales; Ajellomycetaceae
Product: choline kinase
Exons: 4
Coding region: 1-2286 (761 amino acids)
Biological process (GO): phosphatidylcholine biosynthetic process; phosphatidylethanolamine biosynthetic process
Cellular component (GO): cytoplasm
Molecular function (GO): ethanolamine kinase activity; choline kinase activity
Source: RefSeq, a predicted model, not a curated record
AUGUCAUCUGCUGCGGAGAAGGAGCUCAACAAGGCGCCCGCCGAUCGCCAGGGUCCUAUGAUUCCCAACGAUGGCGCUUCCACAGGGGAAACAGAGACAAGGAUAGACGAGCCCCAGCUACAAGCGCAGCCCGUGAACGGGGACUCCCCUGGGCGCUCCGCUACGGCAAGUCGAUCACCUAAACAGCAUCGUACCUGUGUAGGAAGGAGGGUAACAGCACGCCCAUCGCCGCACCAAUCUUCCAAUUCUCUAAACUGGCUCAGCAGUCAAAUCAAUAGCCUUAGCUUUGACACGGUUAUUCAAGGCGAUGAUGACCCCGAAAUCCGGCACCAUAGCAGCGACGAAAACCUAUAUGCCCAACGUUCGCUGCUCGCGCAAGUCCUCGACUGGCUACAACAGGAGAAAGCCAAGUCUGUAGCGCGUGCCUCAAAGAGAACUGGCGGGUCGCAGGGCCCCUUACCAGGUAUAACCACUGGAGAGACAGCCUCAGCCUUAACUCGAGAGAGAAGCGACUCCCAAGCGUCGGAGGGAAUGUUAGCCCUGGAGAAGUUGGAGCAGAUAUUAGCCCAAUAUGCGGCUACUGGGAAAGAGGGCAUUUCAUCUUCACGGAUCGGACGUAAGAGAUCGUCUUCUCUCAAACUCCGAGCUAGCAUUAGAGGUUUAAAACAGGGUUCAACAUCCGAUUCAGAUUAUUCAGAUGCUGAUCUACCACCCCCCAGUGCCGAUGUUGUCCUUGACAACUCCAAAACCGUUUUUUAUGGCGGAAGCGAAGCAGAUAGUGAUUUCGGAAACAAGAAUUCGUCAAACGGCGUAUCCACUAAGAGCAAAGAACAUUGGUUGAAGUUUAAAUAUGAGAUCGUGCGCUUGACACACACGCUAAGCUUCAAGGGCUGGAGAAGAAUUCCCCUGGAAGACUGUGGUAACAUUGAAGUGGUUCGCCUCAGCGGAGCGUUAACAAAUGCUGUAUAUGUUGUCUCUCCGCCAAAACAAUUGCCGCCUCCAUCUGAUUCGAGUACUUCGAGCUCAUUGAUGCCUAGAAGCCCUCCCCCACAACUCCUUCUGCGCAUCUAUGGGCCCCAAGUGGAACACUUGAUCGAUCGGGAGAGCGAACUCCAGAUUCUGCGCCGUCUGGGGAAACGGAAUAUCGGCCCCCGGGUCCUUGGGACGUUCAAAAAUGGCCGCUUCGAACAGUAUUUCCGUGCAAAAACCCUCACGCCUAGAGACAUCCGCAACCCAGAAACUUCCGAGCAAAUCGCUAAGCGGAUGCGGGAACUGCAUGAAGGGAUCGAACUGCUCUCAGAAGAAAGGGAAGGUGGUCCAUUUUUGUGGAAGAACUGGGACAAAUGGCUAGAGCGGUGCGAACAUGUUGCCUCGUGGCUGGAUAGCGAAAUCAACUCUCCGCUCAACGAGUCCAAGGUCGAAGCAGAACCGUGGCGACGACUUGGUUUUAUAUGCGGUGCCCCAUGGCCAAAGUUCCGGAAAUUGGUUGAAUCUUAUCGCAAUUGGUUGGAUACAUGCUAUGGCGGGGCAUCUGAAAUUAACAAGCAGCUUGUGUUCGCUCAUAACGACACGGAGUGGUGCUAUAACUACCAUGAUCCAGAAAGACCAUGGGCCUGCAAUACGAAAUGGUAUCCUACCCCGGAAGAACAGGAACGAUUCAUUCGCGCAUAUCUCACACAUCGACCACACAUCUUCCACCCACCAGAAACCCGCGGUUCCCAGUCCGCGCUCAGCUCCGCGACAGUUUCGGUGAGUGCAUCUUCAAGCCCAGCACCAACUCCAGCAUUCCAAGCGUCGCAUUCCAAUAGUCCUCGGAUAUCUCCUUUCACGCUGGACACCCAAGUCCCGCCGAUCCCAACCUCGUCUGCCCUGGAUCACGAGAGAGCCGAGCAAGCACUCGACUUGGAAGUUCGACGUCUUCUCCGCGAAACUCGUCUUUGGCGUGCAGCAAAUUCCGCACAAUGGGUAGCGUGGGGGAUCGUCCAGGCUAAGAUCUCGGGGAUGGAAGAAGCACACUCUCCCUUGUCUGCUGCUUCUGAGGAACAGCCAGUCCUAGGAAAAGAAGAAGGAGAAACACCAGCGGGUGAUACUACUGAAUUGGAUUGCAAGAGAGAGCAACCCAGUGACACGGUUAAUGAACCUGCGGGCGAGUUUGAUUAUCUUGCCUAUGCUCAGGAUCGGGCACUCUUUUUCUGGGCGGAUAUUUUAUCGCUCGGGCUUAUAAAAGAGGGCGACCUCCCCGCUGACAUGGCUGGGCGAAUCAAGGGGCAUAUUAUUGGGUAUUGA